This is a messenger RNA of Acomys russatus (golden spiny mouse), 2365 nucleotides long. RefSeq names its product SV2 related protein (gene Svop). The transcript is spliced from 16 exons. Gene Ontology annotation, biological process: transmembrane transport. Bases 186 to 1832 code for a protein of 548 amino acids. Gene Ontology annotation, molecular function: transmembrane transporter activity. The record is from RefSeq and is a predicted model, not a curated record. NCBI's taxonomy places the organism in Eukaryota, Metazoa, Chordata, Mammalia, Rodentia, Muridae. Gene Ontology annotation, cellular component: membrane.
CCCACUCCCGUCGGUCUCCCGGCGGCGGCUGCUUUGUCUCCCGGGCAGGGAUCCCUCCCCCCAGCAGCUGCCCAGGGAGGGAGCGCCGGAGCUGUCCAGCAUCCCGGUGCUGAAAGGCGGCGCGGCGGCGGCCUUGCUCCACCAUGUAAGGGUCAUGCCCAGGCUCGCCCUGGCGCAGCGCGGACAUGGAGGAGGACCUGUUCCAGCUCAGGCAGUUGCCGGUGGUGAAAUUCCGCCGCACAGGAGAGAGUGCAAGGUCAGAGGACAACGCGGCUUCUGAGGACCAUGAUGUCCAGAUCGAGGGGGUCAGAGUGGGCCUAGAAGCGGUUGAGCUGGAUGAUGGGGCAGCUGUGCCCAAGGAGUUUGCCAAUCCCACUGAUGACACUUUCAUGGUGGAAGAUGCGGUGGAAGCCAUUGGGUUUGGAAGAUUUCAGUGGAAGCUCUCUGUUCUCACUGGCUUGGCAUGGAUGGCCGACGCCAUGGAGAUGAUGAUCCUGAGCAUCCUGGCACCUCAGCUGCAUUGUGAGUGGCGACUCCCCAGCUGGCAGGUGGCGCUGCUGACUUCGGUGGUCUUCAUCGGCAUGAUGUCCAGUUCCAUGCUCUGGGGAAACAUCUCGGAUCAGUACGGCAGGAAAACAGGGUUGAAGAUCAGUGCGCUCUGGACCCUGUACUACGGCAUCCUCAGUGCUUUCGCGCCUGUGUAUAGCUGGAUCCUGGUACUCCGAGGCCUGGUGGGCUUUGGGAUCGGAGGGGUGCCCCAGUCGGUGACACUGUACGCCGAGUUCCUUCCCAUGAAGUCCAGAGCCAAGUGCAUUUUGCUGAUUGAGGUCUUCUGGGCCCUCGGGACAGGGUUGGAGGUCCUCCUGGCUGUGUUUGUCAUGCCCAGCCUGGGCUGGCGCUGGCUGCUCAUGCUCUCCGCGGCCCCACUGCUCGUCUUCGCCGUCCUGUGCUUCUGGCUGCCAGAGAGUGCUAGGUACGACGUGCUCUCCGGAAACCAGGAGAAGGCAAUUGCUACCUUAAAGCGGAUCGCAACAGAAAAUGGAGCCCCCAUGCCUCUGGGAAAACUCAUCAUCUCCAGACAGGAAGACCGAGGCAAAAUGAGGGACCUGUUCACACCCCACUUUCGCUGGACGACUCUGCUGCUGUGGUUUAUAUGGUUCUCCAAUGCCUUUUCUUAUUACGGCUUGGUUCUGCUCACCACAGAACUCUUCCAGGCUGGAGACGUCUGCAGCAUCUCCAGCCGGAAGAAGACUGUGGAGGCCAAAUGCAGCUUGGCCUGUGAGUACCUGAGCAAGGAGGAUUACAUGGACCUUCUGUGGACCACCCUGUCCGAGUUCCCAGGUGUGCUUGUGACUCUGUGGGUCAUCGACCGCCUGGGCCGCAAGAAGACCAUGGCGCUGUGUUUCAUCACCUUCUCCCUCUGCAGCCUCCUGCUGUUCAUCUGCAUCGGAAGAAAUGUGCUCACCCUCUUACUCUUCAUUGCAAGAGCCUUUAUUUCUGGAGGCUUCCAAGCGGCCUAUGUUUACACGCCAGAGGUGUACCCCACGGCGACAAGGGCACUGGGCCUGGGCACCUGCAGCGGCAUGGCGAGAGUGGGUGCCCUCAUUACUCCGUUCAUUGCUCAGGUGAUGCUGGAAUCGUCUGUGUACCUGACCUUGGCCGUCUACAGUGGCUGCUGCCUCCUGGCUGCCGUGGCCUCCUGCUUUUUGCCCAUCGAGACCAAAGGCAGAGGACUGCAGGAAUCCAGCCAACGGGAGUGGGGCCAGGAGAUGGUUGGCCGAGGGACAAACAGCACAGGUGUCCCCAGGUCGAACUCCGGCUCUCAGGAAUGACCCCUGGGGGUUGAGCUGGUCUUUGAGGCGUAGAGCCCAGGAGCUGGCAGAGCCCAGCGGGGCGACCUGUGGUCACUGCCAACACCAAGAACUUACCCAAGAGGGUGAUGUGGACCAGCAGGGUUUUGUGUCUUCACUGUGUUUGGCCAUGUUCAUCGAGGGUCACCCACCCCAGGAAGGUGGGGCACCAUUCACUCCAGGGGGAAGGUUUGUACGUCACUGUGGAUCUGCAUGGGGAAGCCACUAUGGUGGGAGGGUCCCAGGAUGCUCAGGGCCAGCUGAGCAGAUGUCAUAUAGUUACCCAGUUACACCCUUGGAGAGCCACGGCCCAAAGAUCUCCAUAGAUACAGUCCGGGCCCACACCCCUGUGACACCUGCCAUUUUGUCCAGUAGGUUUCUUCCGUCCCUGAAUUCUUUGGGAUUAAGGUGAGCUAGUGUCUGGCUGGGCCCUCCUGAUGCCUCUCCAGGGCCUGCCGGGUAGAAAGUGGCAGAUGAAUGUGCAUUUGAACUUGAGCCAAGCAGCCCCCCACGGG